Molecule: messenger RNA, 834 nt
Organism: Fonsecaea multimorphosa CBS 102226
Lineage: Eukaryota; Fungi; Ascomycota; Eurotiomycetes; Chaetothyriales; Herpotrichiellaceae
Exons: 1
Coding region: 1-834 (277 amino acids)
Source: RefSeq, a predicted model, not a curated record
AUGCCGGUGACCACUAGGAGCAAGGGCAGCCAGAAGCAAACGCACUUGGAGGACUUCGACAAUAAGGAGGCAAAUGAAGCCAGAAACCAAAAUCCCAAGUCUAAGCGGGCACCACCUUCCACGACAAAGAAGCAGAGCCCCAAAGCUCGCUCUCAAAACAAACGCAAACAGCCUGGCAACCAAACCAAAACCGAAGAAACCCCGCGCCCAACAAAGAAGCAGAAGCAGAAACAGACUUCGAUCAAUCCAGACGAGGACGUCCCGCCGACGGAGGAAACCAGCAAACCCGUGGUCAUCAACCGGGCGCCAGUGCUGCAGCUGUGGGCCGCAUGUGUGUCACAGACACUCUAUCCGGCACUGCCAUGGAGCACGCAUUUGAGCAUCGGCUCCGCUAUCUCCACGCUAUGUGCCAUCUCCAAGGGCCGGGCGAUCGGAGUGAUGGAGCCGCCUUCAGACGACCCGGCCAAGCGAGACGAGAAGGAGCGGAAGAAACGCGCCGCCGAGGAGGGCGCGGACGACGAAGUCAACGUCAUGCGGUUCAGAUUGUUACUCAAAGAUGGAGCCGCGGUCGUGUCGGGGAAGCCGCACAAGGCCAACGAGGAGUUGUUGAAGGGCAAAUUCGGCGACGGGGACGGGUACGAAAGGAUCAAGCGCGCUAUGGAGGAGGCGAUUGAGACGUGGAAGAACAAAGGUCACGAGGAAGAAGAGCUUAACGGCAAGGCGUUCCACAUGUACGAGCAGUUCCGGCCGAGUGUGCAGAGCGGACAAGGGGGGUGGGGGAGGAAAGGGGAGUUGAGGCCCGAGAAGAUCAAGGCGGUGGUGGCGGGAGAGUGA